This is a messenger RNA of Eremothecium sinecaudum, 1482 nucleotides long. It is a transcript of the gene ARO8, whose product is annotated as bifunctional 2-aminoadipate transaminase/aromatic-amino-acid:2-oxoglutarate transaminase. Gene Ontology annotation, molecular function: pyridoxal phosphate binding; L-2-aminoadipate:2-oxoglutarate transaminase activity; aromatic-amino-acid:2-oxoglutarate transaminase activity. The transcript has a single exon. Gene Ontology annotation, biological process: aromatic amino acid catabolic process; L-tyrosine biosynthetic process. The record is from RefSeq and is a predicted model, not a curated record. Bases 1 to 1482 code for a protein of 493 amino acids. NCBI's taxonomy places the organism in Eukaryota, Fungi, Ascomycota, Saccharomycetes, Saccharomycetales, Saccharomycetaceae.
AUGACUUUAUUGGACGCCAAAGACUUCAGAAGCUUUUUCAGUCACGAGACGAGAGCUCGCAGACCUUCUCCCCUUAAGUCAUGUAUUCACUACUUUGAUGACCCUAAUAUCAUAUUUCUUGCUGGUGGGUUGCCCCGUAGUAAGUUUUUUCCUUGGGAUAACCUUAGUGUUGAAUCCCCUGCGUCUUUGCCAGAUUCAUGCCAAGGCGUCGGGUUAGUAAACACAACAGUUGGCAAAGAUGAUGUAGACAGAUCUGUGCCAGAUAUUCCGCUCUCUAGGUCGUUACAGUACGGAUAUUCUGGUGGUCAGCCUGAGCUAAUUAAAUUCCUUCGAGAGCAUACGAAGCGGAUUCAUAAUCCGCAGUACAAUGGUUGGGAUAUCACUAUUUCAAUUGGAAAUACCUCUGGAUGGGAGUCUACACUUCGGAUUUUCUGUGAUCGUGGUGAUACGAUUAUUGCUGAGCGGUUUACAUUUUCUUCGUCUUUAGAGGCUGCCUUGGCGCAGGGUGUUCGCGUGGUUCCCGCCUUAAUAGAUAAAGACGGUAUAAUUCCAGAGAGUCUAGCGGAACUUCUCGAAACAUGGGAGAUCAAGCGCCCAGGAGUACCCAAGCCCAAGCUCUUGUAUACAGUUCCUACAGGUCAGAAUCCAACUGGUACAUGUCUAACUGACGAACGUCGCGAAGCUAUAUACCGUAUUGCUCAGAAACACGAUUUUCUAAUUGUAGAGGAUGAGCCCUACUACUUUUUACAGAUGGAGUUGUACGAGCCAGAUGUUUCCAAAAGAACGAUGAGGACCUUUGCAAACUCGAAUGAAUUUGUUAACUCGCUAGUGAAAUCAUUUUUAUCACUUGACACUGAAGGGCGCGUAAUCCGCUUGGACUCUUUUUCAAAGGUCUUGGCGCCAGGCACACGUCUUGGCUGGGUAGUUGGAGCGAAGCACAUAUUAGAAGCAUAUUUGCGUCUACAUGAGAUGACCGUUCAGUCUCCAUCAGGGUUCUCUACGUCAAUUGUUUCUGGUUUGUUGAAUAGGUGGGGCCAAGAAGGUUACAUGCAAUGGUUGAUGAAGAUCCGUAAGCAGUACACUAUGAUGCGUGAUAUUGCGAUGGAUGCUCUACACAAGUACAUCCCAAAUGUCCCAUUUAUAACCAUUAAUCCUACUAUUGCUGGUAUGUUCUUUACGAUUACUUUGGAUGCUUCAGCACAUCCCGAGUUUGCUAAGAAGUAUGACUGUGACCCAACUGAGGUAGAGAGUCAACUCCAUUCCAAGAUGAUUAGAGAUGGAGUACUAUUUGCUCCAGGGAUGUGGUUCCGCGUGAUCGAUACUACCCUUGAAGUAGAUGGCUUGGUGACUAAAACGCUCGAAAAUGAAGAUCCUAAUAUAAUCUUUUUCCGUGGUACUUUUGCAGCCACCACUAGAGACCUAUUAACCGAGGGUAUCAAGAGACUUGGCGAUGCUAUUCGUGAUGAAUUCCGUGUGGAAUAA